This is a messenger RNA of Neoarius graeffei (lesser salmon catfish), 1092 nucleotides long. Its product is annotated as G-protein coupled receptor 20. The record is from RefSeq and is a predicted model, not a curated record. Gene Ontology annotation, biological process: positive regulation of Rho protein signal transduction; phospholipase C-activating G protein-coupled receptor signaling pathway. Gene Ontology annotation, cellular component: membrane. Lineage: Eukaryota; Metazoa; Chordata; Actinopteri; Siluriformes; Ariidae. The transcript has a single exon. The coding region runs from base 1 to 1092 and encodes 363 amino acids. Gene Ontology annotation, molecular function: G protein-coupled receptor activity.
AUGGACACCCUGCUCAGAAAGUUUUUCAACAUCACUCCUGAUCCUCAGGUCAACAUGUCUCACCGCCAGUGGGGGGUGCCAUACUUGAAGAGAUUAGCACAUCUGGACGACGAUCUCUAUGAGGACUUCUACGGACUGUGGAUCACCCUCAUGGUAGUCAACAGCAUCAUGUUCUUGGUGGGGCUCAUGCUAAACAGCUUAGCUCUUUAUGUUUUCUGUGUGGGGACAAGGUCUCGCACUGCACCUCUCAUCUACACCAUUAACUUAGCCAUAGCGGACCUCCUGGUGGCGCUGUCUCUGCCAGCAAGGAUUGCUCUGUAUUACAGUGGAGGUGGCUGUGUGGCCUGUUCAUACGUGCAUACCUUUAGCUAUUUUGUUAACAUGUACUGCAGUAUCUUGUUCCUCACCAGCAUCUGCGUGGACCGUUACAUGGCAGUGGUUUGGGCUGCAGGGACAGCAGACCGCUGCAGAAGCCCUGCUGUGGCUAAAGGCGUAAGCGCAGGGGUGUGGCUCUUUGCUGUCGUGGUCACCUACUCAUUCCAGACCACAGCUUUGGAAUUUGCUGGAUCGUCUUGCUGCCAUCUGCCUGUGCUGUUCGCUGUCACUCUGCUGGAGUUUGUGAUCCCCCUACUGGUCAUCAUGACCUUUACCGCACGAGUUGCUUGUGCUCUUGCCAACGACCGGCUCAUGGCACAGAGCCGGGGUCGAAGGGCGAGAGCUGUGCGUCUGUUACUUGCUGUUCUUAUCGUUUUUGUCGUCUGCUUCACGCCUUUCCACGUGCGCGAGGCCCUUGAGUAUUUCCAUUUAGGAGGUGGCCGAGAACAGCACGUGGUUGCCUAUCACACCACUGUGACCCUCAGUAGCCUCAACAGCUGCCUAGACCCCGUGGUCUACUGCUUUGUACCUGAUAACUUCCGCUCCGCUCUGCGCCGCGCUUAUAGGAGGAGGGAGCCUCAGCAUUCCAGUGCAGUGGAGGUGACCAGCCCUCGCCGAAGCUCCAAAGGGUCCAGCACCGCCAUGGCAGUCAUGUACAGCGUAGCCACUCUUACACUCAGCCCCUGCACCCUGCCUCCUGCAGAGCUGCCUGCGUGA